AUGUUAUCACUACCACUUACUCUUCUGGCCAUCGCCCCGUCGGCAUAUGCUUGGGGCUCACUCGGACACGAAACCGUGGCAUACAUUGCCUCGCACUAUGUAAAAUCGCACACCAAGACUUGGGCCCAGGAUAUCCUCAACGAUAAUACAACUAGCUAUCUUGCAAGCGUUGCCACCUGGGCUGACAGCUACCGAUACACUGCUGCAGGAGCAUUCUCCGCUCCCUUCCACUACAUCGAUGCCGAGGAUAACCCACCAUCAAGCUGCAGUGUCGACUAUGACCGCGACUGUGGCACCCAGGGAUGCUCCGUCUCUGCUAUCGCCAAUUACACCACAAGGGUGCAAUCCGCUGAGUUGCCAGAUGAGGAAGUCAAUGUGGCUCUGAAGUUCCUGGUCCACUUUCUCGGGGACAGCACUCAACCACUCCAUGACGAAGCGUACGAAGUGGGCGGCAAUGAUGUCGAUGUUACCUUUGACGACACAGACACCAAUCUGCACCACAUUUGGGACACGAACAUGCCGGAGAAGCUCCGUGGAGGCUAUAGCUUGACUUAG
Messenger RNA from Fulvia fulva, 555 nucleotides. RefSeq names its product Nuclease S1. The record is from RefSeq and is a predicted model, not a curated record. Gene Ontology annotation, biological process: DNA catabolic process. The transcript has a single exon. NCBI's taxonomy places the organism in Eukaryota, Fungi, Ascomycota, Dothideomycetes, Mycosphaerellales, Mycosphaerellaceae. Gene Ontology annotation, molecular function: nucleic acid binding; endonuclease activity. Bases 1 to 555 code for a protein of 184 amino acids.